Messenger RNA from Salarias fasciatus (jewelled blenny), 980 nucleotides. RefSeq names its product centriole, cilia and spindle-associated protein b (gene ccsapb). The record is from RefSeq and is a predicted model, not a curated record. Gene Ontology annotation, biological process: regulation of mitotic spindle assembly. Gene Ontology annotation, molecular function: microtubule binding. The coding region runs from base 82 to 951 and encodes 289 amino acids. NCBI's taxonomy places the organism in Eukaryota, Metazoa, Chordata, Actinopteri, Blenniiformes, Blenniidae. Gene Ontology annotation, cellular component: centriole; cytoskeleton; ciliary basal body. The transcript has 5 exons.
GCAGCCCGUGUGAUUACAGCAGCAGCGUCGCGAACGCCAUCUGUUCUGCUCCGCGUCCGCGAAAUCCGACCCCGGUAUAAGAUGGUGACUAAGAGGAUCCGCUCAGAAUAUAUGAAAAAGUUCAAAGAUCCAAAAUGGGAGACUUACAACAAAUGCUACGAGGAGAUGCUGAAGUACAGAAUGACUCGCAGGCUGCUGGAGCACACACACAACCCCUGGUUCUGGAGCGGCUCUGAUAGUGACUCAGACUCCGGAGGAAGAAGUCCGUGUUCUGCUCCCAACAGGAACCAAGUCCAGACUGACGCUGACGGAGUCAGAGCAGAGGCUGAGCUGGAGGAGUGUGAGCAGGUGAGGAUGGACAGAUCGCAAGAACAGCAAGCCAGAACCUUGGGAGCAGUGCAAAGACUUUCCAUUCCGAAUGAAGAGGAGGAAAACGUGUCUGCAGUGCACGGCUCACAGCUUGAGGGUGCCAGUGAGACUAAAGUGCUGCAGGAGGAGAGAGAGGAACAGAGAGUCAACAGCAGAAGCAGCAAACAGACGACAUCGCUUAACAGAGACCAAGUAAAACUUAGCAGAGGACCUCCACCGAAUAAAUCCACAAAACAAACCUGGCGCUCUCAACGGGUCAGACCAGCAACAAGCCGUCAGCCCAGGGAGGAGAGUAAAGACAGCAGACAUCCCUUUGCACUGUACGGCUCUGGGGAAAAGGAUGCAGACAUUGCAGCGAGGAAAACUCACAACGUUGGUCCUGCAGCUUCAACCAAGGAGAUCCAUGAAUCUGCUCUACGUGCCAGGACGAGGCGGGAGGUGGAACGUCAGAUCCAGACACAGCGAACUGAGCGGCGGAGGGCCAAAUCUGCAGAUUUGAACAAGACCAGGAGGGUGGCUCAGCCUGAGUUCAACCCUUGGCUUACUGAGUACAUGCGGUGCUUCUCUGCUCGCUGCCGAUAGGACACUCACAUGUAGAACAGUGCAUGAAA